Oncorhynchus gorbuscha (pink salmon) is the source of this 3729-nucleotide messenger RNA. RefSeq names its product transmembrane channel-like protein 5. The record is from RefSeq and is a predicted model, not a curated record. Gene Ontology annotation, cellular component: plasma membrane. NCBI's taxonomy places the organism in Eukaryota, Metazoa, Chordata, Actinopteri, Salmoniformes, Salmonidae. The transcript is spliced from 21 exons. Gene Ontology annotation, molecular function: mechanosensitive monoatomic ion channel activity. Bases 499 to 3705 code for a protein of 1068 amino acids.
UUUAUUGCAAUUCCCUAUCCUAUUGCACAUUCGCAAUGACACAGUUGAGCCCUUGGCCGUCCCAUAUCUUAUUAUGACAAUUAAUUUUCUCGUCCUAUGGGAAUCAUUUGGAAAUACUUGUCAUUAUGCCAACCAUAGCAGCCUAUUAGAUUUGCAUAAGGCAUUUAGAACAACCGGACUUUUACCUUUUUUUCAAGUGCACAGUUCCGGGUAGUCUGACAGACACACAGUGAUGAAGUUCAACAAAGGUAGAUCUCUCAGAGCUGCACUCUAGCUACCACAGUUGGCACUUCAAACCUGGAUUAUAAGGAAAAGGGGAGGCAUCCUCAGACUGCAAAACCUGUUCAAGCAGCCUGCAGAUUUCCCUAAAUAAGCAGCACGUUAACCAGAAUACAGUAGGAGGACCUUUCAGACCUCCAGGGGACUAAAGAAGAGAGGGACAGACAGAAAUCACCGCCGGGUUAACCACUAUAGAGGAAGAUCAAGCCAAGGAUCCAUAUGUCACACUACAACAACACUGGAGGAUAUAACAACCCUGCCUAUCAUGACAGUGACACCCUGGAGAUAGAUAGGAGUCCUUCUAGGAAAUCCCAAUCCCAUCACAGUAACCCACAUGGUAACCCCUACCCCAGGGAUGAUGGAGCCGGGGGUGAGAGGGGCAGGUCUGACCUUCAGCAGCUUCCAGGAGGGGUCCAGUCCAGCUACGACGAUGCCCAGGAGAGAGUGCCCUGGGGCGGGUGGCAGGAGGGGAGCUGGAGGGGCAGAGACAGCAUUCCCAUGGGUCUCCUUCCUCCCCGGUCGGAGAGCCCACGAUGGCAGCAGCAUGACCUCAAUCACAGCGGGUACCAGAUCGAUCAGGCAACGCAUUAUGACACAACGCCUCCUGUACGACUUCCAUCUGCAACUUCAGGUCAUGUUUCGAUGAGGUUCAGGGGGUCGAGGAAGAUGAGUCUAUUCCCUGUAGGAGAGGCUGCUCUGGGCAAUCUGGGCCUUUCUGAGGACGACAUCAGGAAUGAGAUGGAAAAUGAGGAACAGAACUUGGUCCAAGAGCUGGUUGCUAUGUCAACGAGGGACAGAAUCAAGGCCAUCCGAGACCUCCCUAUGAGCUUUGUUGACAAGAAACACAUCAGGGGCCAAGUGUUGGCGUUGAAAUCAUUCAAAAAGUCCCGGCAACUGAACUGCUUUGCAGACUGUUCAAAGACUGUCUCACUGGCGUUCCACAGGUGCGGUGCUAACAUGACUUUAGCCAAGCAGACCCUGGAACUGUGGCGGGGUACCAUGAAGGAGGUCGGGGGUAAAUUUGGCACGGGGGUCCUCUCCUACUUCAAGUUCCUAAAAUGGCUGCUGAUGUUCAACAUCUUCUCCUUCCUGGUCAACUUUGGUUUCAUCACCAUCCCCCAGCUCAUCUAUCACCCCACGCCAGACAUCCCCGCUGGGGUCAGCUUCAAAGGGCUAGAGAUACUGACCGGAGCGGGUUAUUUCAGCCACACAGUGAUGUAUUAUGGCGGCUACAGUAAUAAAACACAAGGGACAGGGGGCCGGUCUGAGUACAACAUGCAGCUGGCCUACUUCUUCACCAUAGCAGCCUACAUGGUGUUGUGUGGAGCCGCCCUCAUCUACAGCAUGGCCAGCUCGUUCAGGAAGAAGUAUGUCCUUGCAGACUCAGGCUUGGGUGGCGCCUGGCAGCUCCUGUGUAGCUGGGACUUCAGUGUGACUAACGAGAAAGCCGUACGACAGCGCAAGAACAAUCUGCGCAUCCAACUCAAGGUCACUUUCACUGUAAUCUCGGAAACCAGAACCAAAUCUUGUGAGUCCUUAUCAGAAAAGGUCCAGGUGGCCCUGCUACCUCUGACAGAGAGGCUGAAGCACUAUGGGGUCUUCCUGGGUACCUGGCUCCUCUCCACGGGCAUGGCCUUGGGCUGUGGCGCCAGUGUCUACUUCUUGUGUCAAUAUGACACAUGGCGGACGAGGCAGUCAGCGGACAAAGCUUCCGGCUCUCUCCUGGAGGAGGCCGCUACUCUCCUCCUCCCCUUUGUGGUGUCCCUGAUCAAUCUGGUCGUCCCUCUCUUCUACUCUCUGUUCAAAAAGAUAGAGCACUACUCCAACCCUCGCAUGCAGGUCUAUGCCAUCAUAGUCAGAAAUGUCAUUCUCAAGAUGUCCAUUCUGGGUAUUCUCUGCUACUACUGGAUGAAGGAUGUGGCCAAUACAUUUUCAUGCUGGGAGUCCAUCGUAGGACAAGCCUUGUACAGACUGGUUAUUAUGGACUUCCUCUUCAUAAUGUUAGGAUCCUUCUUUGGAGAGUUCCUGAGCAAUGUCAUUGGGACUAAAUUCAUACAGAGCCUGGGAGUUCCAGAGUUUGACGUUGCCAGGAAUGUCCUUGACCUGAUCUAUGCACAGACCCUGGCAUGGAUCGGAAUCUACUUCUCUCCCCUCCUCCCAGUGAUACAGAUAAUCAAGUUCUUCAUCCUCUUCUACCUAAAGAAGGUCAGCCUGACCCAGAACUGCCAGCCCCCCAGGCGAGCCGGCAGGGCGGCUCAGAUGCAAACCAUCUUCAUCGCUAUCCUCUUCUUCCCUUCCUUCGUGGGGGCUCUGUCCAUGGUGGCCUACACCGUGUGGACUCUGCCCCCCUCAGACAAGUGUGGGCCCUUCAGGGGCCUCAACACCACCUUCAGUGCAAUACAGAUCUGGAUGGACGAUUUGAACAGGGUGGAUGCGUUUCGGUGGACUGUCUGGAUCUACCAGCACGUCAUCAGGAGUGAGAUAUUCUACUUCCUGGUCUCUCUCAUCAUCCUUGUCUUCAUUUACAUCUUCAGGCAGAUCACUCAGGGACGCCAGCUGCUUAUCACUCUACUGAGGCAGCAGAUUGUUAAUGAAGGGAAGGACAAGGCGUUCUUGUUGGAGAAGCUACAGAACCUUCAGAAAUCCAAGCAGAACAAACAGAAAAAGAAAAAACAGGUCAGGAAAAGACCGGAAAAUGAAUCCUCCUCUGGCAUGCUCCAGGCUCUGAUUGCCCGACAGCGGUUGGAGCAAGAGAAUGGUGGCAGCAGCUCUUUCGGUGUGCCUAUGCCUUCCGGCCACUCAAUCUCCACGACAUCGAGUGCUAUGAUGCAGGCCAUGCUAGCCAGGCAAUACGCAGAGGACCAGGAUGUAGCCAGUUAUCGCGGGGUGCCAUUUCCUGCAGACCAAACACCUGCGCCCUCCAGUGCACUGAUACAGGCCAUGCAAGCCAGGCAAAGGGUGGAGUCACAGAAUGAGGACGAGUUUUACCGGGCGCCAGUUCAGUCACAGAACCCAGUAAACACGUUACCCAGUGCGAUGAUACAGGUGAUGCAAGCCAGGCAGAGGGCGGAGUCAGAGCAGGAAGAAGACAAGUUUUACCGGGCGCCAGUUCAGUCACAGAACCCAGUAAACGCGUUACCCAGUGCGAUGAUACAGGUGAUGCAAGCCAGGCAAAGGGCGGAGUCAGAGCAGGAAGAAGACCAGUUUUACCGGACGCCAGUACAUUCAGAACACCCAGUGUCAUCAACACCCAGUGCGAUGAUGCAGGUCAUGCAGGCCAGGCAGAGAGCAGAGGAGGAGGAGAGCGAGUUUUACCGGGCGCCUGCUUCUUCACAGCACCCAGAUGCGUCAGGCACCGGUAGUGCUCUGAUACAGGCUAUGCUAGCCCGGCAACAGGUAGAGGAGGAGUACGGUGACAGAUACUGAGCAUGACCGAGAACUGAACCACUU